GGUUUGAUCAAACCCAAAGAGCAUUCACAGGAAUCCAUCAGAAAUAGUCUACAGCAAUGCUGCCAAAGAAAUUAAACUGCACCUGAAGACAUCAGUUUUACCAAGAUAUGCUGGAGCAGAUCUUGUAUCGAAGGAAAGCAAAACAUAUUUGGAGUAAAGUAGCAAAUUCUGCAUCUUGCGUCAUCACUGAAUGUCAUGUGGUAGAGAGCUAUAUAAAUGACUGUGGUGGUCGUACCUGCAGCGCGUUAUGAAGAUGAGUGCAGCGUAUGGCCUGUUGCUCUCAGUGGCUUUGACGAGCUUGAUACUGACUGGCACAUUUGGAGCUGAUAUCAUCAAUGGCAAAAAAGCCAAGAAGAACUCCAUGCUGUACAUGGCAUCAGUGCAGAUUGAUGGAAAACACAAUUGUGGAGGAUUCCUGAUCAACCCGAGCUAUGUGCUCACAGCCGCACACUGCGAUAAAAGUGGUAACAUGACCGUGAUCCUGGGCACCCACAACAUCAGUCCACAAGGAGCACAUUUGAGAAGAUAUACAGUGCAAAAUAGACAUAAGCACCCAUCCUACAAAGAUGCCAAAACUGGGAAUGACAUCAUGCUUCUGAAGCUGUCCAAGAAGCUGAAAACAGGCAAAGGUGUGAAAACCAUCAAAAUCCCGAGCAAGGACAAACCCCUGAAGCCAAAGACCAAGUGCCAGGUUGCAGGAUGGGGUCAAACUGAACAGGAAAAUGUGGUGAAUGAUCUGCUGGUGACAGAUGUGUCACCUAUCAACUCCUCCAUCUGCCAGACAAUGUGGAAAAAAGUGCGAGUGAAUCUCCCCAAACACGUCCUGUGUGCUGGGGGUUUCGGGACCAAAAGUGGCGCUUGCCAGGGUGAUUCGGGUGGACCGCUGGUGUGCAGUGGGACAGCAGUGGGAAUUGUCUCUUUCAACAUGGGACGCUGUGACUACCCAAAUGUUCCCAAUGUUUACACUGAAAUUUCAAAAUACAGAUCCUGGAUCAAGGAGGUGAUCAAAGGAGGUGCUUGAUGCCUAUGAAAAUGCAUUGUUUUGUUGUGCAGUAUGUCAAGCUCAGCUUUUAUGGUGCCAUGUGAAUGCUCGCUGUCAAACUUGUCAAUAAAACUGAGAAAAGAACAAUAAGCAAUGACUCUGCAUUUUU
Molecule: messenger RNA, 1151 nt
Organism: Sinocyclocheilus grahami
Lineage: Eukaryota; Metazoa; Chordata; Actinopteri; Cypriniformes; Cyprinidae
Product: kallikrein-7-like
Exons: 5
Coding region: 248-1021 (257 amino acids)
Biological process (GO): proteolysis
Molecular function (GO): serine-type endopeptidase activity
Source: RefSeq, a predicted model, not a curated record